Messenger RNA from Candidula unifasciata, 2262 nucleotides. Lineage: Eukaryota; Metazoa; Mollusca; Gastropoda; Stylommatophora; Geomitridae. The record is from the annotation of a GenBank genome assembly.
AUGAGUGGUGAGCUUCAUCAGAGUGAGCGACAGACUAUACUAAGCAGACUUCUGGAUGCAGUCAAACAAUGUCAAGUUCGAUUUGGUGGAAGGUCUGAGCUAGCAACAGACUUAGACAGCAGGGUCUCGUGUCUUUGCUCUGCCUGGGAGACAGCACUUCAACACGGCAUGAGGAAGAACAAUACAGCUCUGUCUGCUUUCAAACAGAUUACCGAGAAAUAUGGUUUGCUGAAGGUGGCCAACUUGUUUUCAGAUGCUAACAAUCUUGAAACAGACCCAGUUUUCUGGCAUUACGCAAGAAUGCACCUCUCCAGAGAUGAGCUGCAGAGGUUCUCAAAGCUGAACCUGGUGAACACAGACUUGGGCCGAGGUAGAGCCUGGCUGCGGGCAUCCCUGAAUGAGCAGGCGCUGGAACGUUACAUGCUCAUGCUGAUAGAGAGUGAUGAAAUGUUGUCACUUUACUACGAGGACUGGGCUUUUCUCCGUGAUGUGGAAAGGAACAGCAUGUUACCAGUUAUGGCUGCAGGUUUGGGUUCGAUACUGUUUGCCAUCACAGUUGACAAGCCAGAGUUGAAUGGGGGGCAUGCAGCAUCUAUUUUAGUCAGCGCCAAAAGUAUCAUUGACGUAGGGAAGGAUACAGGCAAAGGGGAGGAACCUACACCAGUCAUUUCAGAAUGUAUGUCAACAGACCAUGGCAGUAAGAAAAAGGAGAAAAGGAAAAAGAAGAAAGUGACGAAUGUUGUGGUCUUUGAUGAGGACAGCACUACAGGAACUGUGGUGCGAAAAAGCAGCCUACUUGACAGUUUUGGGCCACCUUACUUUACAAAACAACAUCCUGUUGGAGAAACACGAGGGCAUGGGGAUGGCACACCAGGUGACAGAAUGCUUGAAUCAGAAGCUGUAGUUCAUGGUGGCUCUGAGUCCAGCGGAGACCCUGUGCUGUCGGCAUUAAUUCGUAUUUCCAACCAGGUCAGCUCGGCUUCCAUGGGAACAGAGAGCCCUAGCAAACAGCCUGGUAUUGGGUUACCAGGAGCAGAUCGUGACUCCAGAAUAAUGAUGACCCCUGUGGGAUGUGAUGGUGUCAUCAUGGGCUCUGAUUUGAUUCCAGUUUCCGAUACAUCAUCAGCACACUUGUGGUCUCCAGGUGUAAGGGAAGCUACAGCCUUCAGUAGGCAGCAGACAGGCGAUACAUCAUCAGGUGGACUGAUUGCCCAGCACAGUCUUCCUAGCAGUAAUCUAUUGCCGAAUGCAAGGGACACUUCCCAUGCAAGAUCCAUCUUGAUAGAUUCGUUCUCUCAUGAUGAAAUGAAACGAGCCGUGGUUACCAUGAUAGGAAGAAAAGAUUCAGAGCAGGAGCUGACUCGGCAACUAGAAAGUAUGGUGGAGCAGGAAAUUGACAGAUCUUCCACAUUGAAAGCUGAAAUUGAAGAACUAAAGAAGCAGUAUGUGAUCACACUGGAAAAUGAGCAGCUUAAAGUACAGGCUUUGCAGAAGGAGAAUGAGUUGCUGAAACACCAGCUGAAGAAAUAUGUCAGUGCUGUACAGUUGCUGAGGACAGGAGGAAACAGCCAAGAAGAGCCUGUAGGAAUCCUUGCAGAGGAAUCACUGCCAGGUCUGUCACCAUCAAACUCAACAGUUGACUACAGCCACGAGGCUGCUGAGUACGAGAAGAAACUUGUACAGGUGGCUGAGAUGCAUGGAGAGUUAAUGGAGUUCAAUGAGCUGCUUCACCGUCAGCUGGGAGCUAAAGAUGUCCUAGUCAGACGGCUCAUGGAGGAACUUGUUGUCCUUAGAGGACCAUUGCCUUGUGACAAACAUGUCAUUCAUGAUACUGGACAAGAGUUGGACAAUGUAUGCUUACAGCGACCUCUGAUCAACAUCUGGAUUCCUUCAGCAUUCCUCAGGGGAAGUGCCAACAAGAUGCAUCAUGUUUACCAGGUUUUUGUUCGGAUCCGAGAUCAAGAAUGGAAUGUCUACAGACGAUACAGCCAGUUUCUAGACACUCACCUCCGAUUGAAGAAAGUUUACCCAAUCAUUGGCACUUUUGAGUUUCCACCAAAAAAGACAAUUGGAAAAAAGGAUGCCAGAUUGGUAGAGUCAAGGCGCAAACUGUUUCAGACCUACCUGCGAAGAGUCAUCAAUUUAAUGGUGGAGAAAAGUCCUGAGAUGGCAGCAAAUGUCAGCAAGGAGAAACUGGUCCUGGUCUUGCCGUUCUUCAACAAAGGGAAGUGGUCAACCAUUGUCAUGACCUGGUAUAUGUAA